AUGCGUGGGGACCCCUUCCGGUCACCCCGUUUCCCCUUCCCGCCUCCCCAAUUCCCCUUCCCGCUCUCCGUUUCCCCUUCCCGCCUCUCCGUUUCCCCUUCCCGCUCCCCGUUUCCUCUUCCCACCACCCCGUUUCCCCAUCCCGCUCCCCGUUACCCCUCCCCGCCUCCUCAAUUCCCCUUCCCGCCUCCCCGUUUCCCCAUCGCGCUCCCCGUUACCCCUUCCCGCCUCCUCAUUUCCCCUUCCCGCCUCCCCGUUUCCCCUUCCCGCCUCCCCAAUUCUCCUUGGGGCCAUCCCGUUUCCCCUUUGCGUCUCCCCAUUACCCCUUCCCGCCUCCCCGUUUCCCCUUCCCGCUCCCCAUUACCCCUUCCCGCCUUCCCGUUAGCCCUUCCCGCCUCCCCAAUUCCCGUUCCCGCCUCCCCUUCCCCCUUCCCGCUCCCGAUUUCCCCUUCCCGCCUCCCCGUUUCCCCGUCCCGUUCCCGUUUCCCCUUCCCGCCUUCCCGUUUCCCCGUCCCGCUCCUCGUUUCCUCUUCCCGCUCCCCGUUUCCCCAUCCCGAUCCCCGUUACCCCUCCCCGCCUCCUCAAUUCCCCUUCCGCCUCUCCGUUUCCCCUUCCCGCCUCCCCAAUUCCCCUUUCCGCCACCCUGUUUCCCCUUCCCCGUCUCCCCGGUACCCCUUCCCGCCUCCCCGUUUCCCCUUUCCGCCGCCCCGUUUCCCCUCCCCGUCUCCCCAUUACCCCUCCCCCCUUCCUCCCUCUCGUUUACCCCCCUUCCCCCUCUCAUUUCCCCCCCUUCUCCUCCUUUUCUUUCCCGCUUCCCCCCAUCCCCUUCCCUGCUUCCCCCCAUCCCUUUCCGUGCUUCCCCCCAUCCCCUUCCCUGCUUCCCCCCAUCCCCUUCCCUGCUUCCCCCCAUCCCCUUCCCUGCUUCCCCCCAUCCCCUUCCCUGCUUCCCCCCAUCCCCUUCCCUGCUUCCCCCCAUCCCCUUCCCUGCUUCCCCCCAUCCCCUUCCCUGCUUCCCCCCAUCCCCUUCUCCCAUCCCAUUCCCUUGCUCCCUCUGUUUCCCCUUGCUCACUCUGUCUCGCCCUUCUCACACUCUUCCCCCUCCUCUUUUUCCACCUUGCUCACUAUAUUUCCCGCUACUCACUCUCUUUCCCCCUGCUCACUAUCUUCCCACCAGCUCGCUCUCUUCCCCCCCCAUCACUUUGUUUAGGGUUGCUCACUCUGUUUCACCCUUGCUAA
Molecule: messenger RNA, 1236 nt
Organism: Closterium sp. Yama58-4
Lineage: Eukaryota; Viridiplantae; Streptophyta; Zygnematophyceae; Desmidiales; Closteriaceae
Source: the annotation of a GenBank genome assembly